UUAUCUAUUGUUUAUUUUAUGUUUAUUUAAAUAUGCAACAGACACCUAACAAUGUCUGAAGAAACAACAAUUAAAAUCGAACCAAUCGAUUAUCCUCAAGUCAAACAAGAAUUUGAUGAUUGUCCACAAGUGAAACAAGAAUUUGAUGAUUGCGAUAAUAUUUGUCCGGAAAACGAGCAAAUAUUUUUAAAGUCUGAGAUAAAAAUCGAGGAAGAAACGAUUGAGGAUCAAGAUGCUGCUUCAACUGCAAACACUAACAUAUAUAACGAAGAAAACAGCAAAUCUUUUGAAAGCAUUUUAAGUAGAAGUCAACACGAAAUAAUCCAAAACUUGAAACCCUAUAAAUGUGAGAUAUGCACAAAAACAUUUACAACAAAACAAACAUUAAGUCGUCAUAAAAUCGUUCACACAGGAGAACGCCCUUACGAAUGUCAACUAUGCAAUAAAAGAUUCACAAAGUUAGGUAUAUUAAAAAAGCAUUUAUCAGCGCACAGAGGAGAACGCCCAUAUGAAUGUCAAAUUUGCAAUAAUACAUUCACAACAAAGCAAAAUUUAAAUCGACAUAAAAUGAUUCACACAGGAGAACGCCCUUACGAAUGUGGAAUAUGCAAUAAAACAUGUAGACAGUUAAGUCAUUUGAGAACACAUUUAGCGGUGCACACUCAAGAGCGCCCACAUAAGUGUGCCAUAUGUAAUAAAGGAUACACAACAAAACAAGAAUUGAAACGUCAUAGUUCAUUGUGUAAUAGUUCUCCUGAAUUAGCUCUCGUAAAUGUGUGAUAUGCGAUGAAGAAUUUGUAGUACCAGAGCACGUUUUAAAAUGUUCAAUAAAACAUUGAGUGAACAGUGAUCAUGAAAGCCUUAAAAGAACUCAUAAAAAGAAACAAAAACCCAUGAAAGUGAUACAUGCAACGAGAUUCAAUCAAAAA
Molecule: messenger RNA, 929 nt
Organism: Ctenocephalides felis (cat flea)
Lineage: Eukaryota; Metazoa; Arthropoda; Insecta; Siphonaptera; Pulicidae
Product: zinc finger protein 525-like
Exons: 1
Coding region: 52-780 (242 amino acids)
Biological process (GO): regulation of DNA-templated transcription
Molecular function (GO): DNA-binding transcription factor activity, RNA polymerase II-specific; RNA polymerase II cis-regulatory region sequence-specific DNA binding
Source: RefSeq, a predicted model, not a curated record